Molecule: messenger RNA, 669 nt
Organism: Aspergillus piperis CBS 112811
Lineage: Eukaryota; Fungi; Ascomycota; Eurotiomycetes; Eurotiales; Aspergillaceae
Product: nuclear transport factor 2 family protein
Exons: 1
Coding region: 235-669 (144 amino acids)
Source: RefSeq, a predicted model, not a curated record
AGAAAACUCAUUAUAAAUCAACAACGAACGAACAUCAAAAUACACCAAUCAACUCAUUCCAAAGCUCCUCGUCAUUCUGAGUGAGAAUGAUAACCACAAAUCAACACCACAUAUAAAACCUCCCUACCUAGAUCCCACCCCCAAUCCUACACAAUGUUGAACAGCAACCAGAACCAUCAUCUACCUUUACUACCAUAGCUCUCAAAUUUACAUCCAUCCCCACCCCAAGAAACAAUGUCCAACACCAACCAAACCCUCCACGCUGCCAAAUCCUGGCUCCAAGACUUCCACUCCCUAGGCGACCAACUCAACCCCGACACCGCCGUCCCCAAAUUCUACACUCCAGACUGUGAGAUGAGAUUUCCAGGCCAUGCUCCAAUUAAGGGUGACGAAGCAAUUAUCAGCUUCUUCAAAGAGCAGUCCACGAUCCUGGAGAGCAUGAAGCAUACUAUUGGCCAUGUGGACGUUCUUCCUGAUCGCAUCUAUCAGGAGGCGACCAUCGACUAUGUUUUGAAAGGUGACGAGGAGAAGAAGGUGGUUAGUGUUCAGGGUAUGGCGAUCUUUGGGAAGAGGGUGGAUGAGGAUAAGAUGAGGUUUUUCACGGUCUAUUUGGAUACGAGUCCUCUGGUGGAGAGGGUUAGGGUUGUUACUGGUGCUAGGGAGAAGUGA